AAAUACUGCACAGUGUUACACUUUCUUUCCUUACAACUCUCUAGUUCUUCUCUUCUAUUACAAUGAUCGCCCAAACCGUCUUCGCUGCUGCUCUCGUCGCCUCAGUCUCCGCUGGCUGGGAAUCAAAGACUGGCUCAUGUAACACUGGCAAACUUUCAUGUUGUGACACCAACAAGAAGGUUGAAAAGUCAACCGGUGAAGAAUCAGGUCUCCUCCACACUGGUGACAUCCUCGAUCAAGUUGCUAUCCAAUGUACUCAAGUCCCAUUACUCAUUGGUGUCGCUAUUGAAGACGAGUGCAAGAACACUCCAGUCUGUUGUGAAGACACCGAGCAAGAUGGUCUCGUCGGUAUUGGCUGUACCCCAGUUCCACUCAUCUAAGCUCUUAUUUUAGCAAGCGAAGAGCUCUUUGUACUAAUUUAUUUAUGCUUGGGCUAGAUCCUUUCUUUACCC
Molecule: messenger RNA, 452 nt
Organism: Wallemia mellicola CBS 633.66
Lineage: Eukaryota; Fungi; Basidiomycota; Wallemiomycetes; Wallemiales; Wallemiaceae
Exons: 2
Coding region: 63-380 (105 amino acids)
Cellular component (GO): fungal-type cell wall
Molecular function (GO): structural constituent of cell wall
Source: RefSeq, a predicted model, not a curated record